AGCUCCCAACCACGUAAUCUGACAGGUCGGAACGAGAGUUGAGGAAAGAAACGCACAGAUAGAUCUCCACACCCAGACAGGAGAGAGAGUUUUUCAGAUUUGUCGCUUUUUUGCAGUUUCUAAUUUGUGGCUCUUUUUUUUUUAAAUUGUUGGUGUCUGUGAAGGGAAGGAGGACAUGGUGGGCUCAACAAAAGCCACCACUGAUCCUCAUCGUCAACAAUAUCAUCACCAACUGAUGGACGGUGACGCCGAUCAUCAUCUUCACCACGCUUCGGAUGAGGACGACCCUUCUUCUUCUGGGGUUUCGUGCUCGAUUUGCCUUGAUACGAUAUCGGAUAAUGGGGGCAGAUCCAGAGCUAAGCUCCAAUGCGGCCAUGAAUUCCAUCUGGAUUGCAUUGGUUCAGCAUUUAAUAUGAAAGGAGCAAUGCAAUGCCCAAAUUGCAGAAAAGUUGAGAAAGGCCAGUGGCUCUAUGCUAAUGGCUCUACUUGUACAUUACAUGAGAUGAGCAUGGAUGACUGGAUUCCUGAUGAGGACUUGUAUGAUUUAAGUUAUUCUGAAAUGCCAUAUAGAGUUCACUGGUGUCCAUUUGGUGACUUGGCACGAGUUGGUUCAUCUUAUGAGGAAGUAGAAUCACCAUCAACCACCUAUCAUGACUUACAGGGACAGCAUCCUGCUGCAUCAUCUGUGGCUCAUUCAUAUGUUGCAUAUGUUGGGCCAACUCCUCCCAACUCAUCAAGAUCUAAUGAUAGCAGCAUUGAUGAUUCCAACUUCAAUCAUCUCUGGAACGGUCCAUCUGGUCGCCAUGAGAUCUUCAGUACACAGGCUGUUCCUGCGAUUAAUAUCCAAUACCAUAGUUGGGGCCGCCGCUCUCCUCCUUUCUCUAUAUCUGGUAGGCACAUAAAUGUUGUUGACCCAGCUUCUGUUCCUCUAAUGUUCAGAUCAUCAUAUGGUGAAUCAGACACAAGGACGAGGUCCACAUCUUUUCCACAUCCAGUUGUGUUUGGCCAUGGGUCUGGUCCUACAGUCGGUAGCUCAUUUGUCUCUGCAAUUAUUCCUCGACAUCCAGGAAGCAGUGCUCAGACCCAUGAAAGGAUCCAGAUUUCCCAUGCUUUCCAUCAUCGUCAACAUUCUAGCAAUUCGCCUGGCAUUCCUCCACCUAUCAUUCAUGGUGUUGGGAGAUUUGAUAGUCCAAGGGGGUUGCGUACACUAGUGCCAGCACCCCGUCAACAUGAUCAUAGUGGUGGCUUUAUGAUCAUUCCUCUAAGUUCAUCGGUCCAGAAUCUACAAGAAACAGAAAAUCCUUUGCCAAAUCAUUUUCAUACAUGGGAAAGGGAGCAUUUACCUCAUCUCCAGCACGCAUCAUUUGAUAGGGACUUAGGUUGGGGAUCAUUUCAUCAGAGUACCGGUGGUCCCACCCCUGGAAACAGGUCCAGUAGCUUUUGGCAUAGGCACUUAUCUUAGAGGAUCUGGUCUUUUGAGUGUGGUGGCAAAAGCUUAUCAAUGAAAUUUAUCCCAUUUAUCGGAAACAUUUAAUUAUUAUGGGGCUCAAAUGACAAGUGGUGUUAUAUACCGCAAUAGAUACUGUUCUCAUUUUUGUAUAUUUGAUCAAAUUUGCAUCACAACUGUGGCUUUCUGAAAGUGUAAAAUUUUCUAAAUCAUGGGGUGAGAUGAUGGAUCUGUUUCAGUUCAUUA
Molecule: messenger RNA, 1693 nt
Organism: Hevea brasiliensis (rubber tree)
Lineage: Eukaryota; Viridiplantae; Streptophyta; Magnoliopsida; Malpighiales; Euphorbiaceae
Product: E3 ubiquitin-protein ligase RFI2
Exons: 6
Coding region: 176-1462 (428 amino acids)
Molecular function (GO): ubiquitin-protein transferase activity
Source: RefSeq, a predicted model, not a curated record